AUGGGGAACAACAUAGGAGGAGGAAAGAAGACCGCCAAGAUCAUGAAAAUCGACGGCCAAACUUUCAAGCUCAAGGCCCCGGCAAUCGCCAUGGACGUGCUCAAGGAUUACCCACCGACCUACGUUUUACUCGAACACGAAUCGGUAAAGAGGUUCGGAAUCCGGGCUCCGGAAUUACAGCCCGGAGAGGAACUUAAGCCUGGAAAGAUCUAUUUUCUAGUAGAAAUGCCCGAGUUCCCGGAGGCGGCCAGAAGCAGAAGGGCAAGAUCUGUGGCGCGUAUGAGGAGCGGUAUGGGGUCGGGUGCGGGACGGGUGCGGGUUAAGAUCAAAGUACCGAGAGCCCAGAUUGAGAAAGUGAUGGAAGAGAGUAGAGAUGACGCAGAGGUGGGUGAGAGAAUUGUUGAGCUCUGUCUGAAGAAUUCAGCCGUCGUCUCCAGGGAUUGA
Sesamum indicum (sesame) is the source of this 444-nucleotide messenger RNA. RefSeq lists its product as uncharacterized. NCBI's taxonomy places the organism in Eukaryota, Viridiplantae, Streptophyta, Magnoliopsida, Lamiales, Pedaliaceae. The record is from RefSeq and is a predicted model, not a curated record.